CCACCACCACAACCACCACCACCAACCAACCAGCAAAAGGCUGUCGCUGCUGUCGUCCCAGCCUCCGUCGCGCCCGCUACCGAGGAAAAGCCCGCGACCGCCGAUGAGGAGCCCGCUGCCGCCGCCGUCGCCCCAGCCACCUCUGCUGCUGCUGCCCCGGCCGCUGUCGCGGAGUUGAAUGAGGGCGAUUCUAUCCCUGACGAUCUUCCCGAGAUCCAGACCCAUACCGGCGAAACCACCACUAUCAGCGCGCUCGUCGCCGCCUCGGAAAAGGGCAUUGUAAUCUUCGCAUACCCCAAGGCCUCCACGCCCGGUUGCACGACGCAAGCGUGUGCGUUCCGCGACAGCACCGCGCAAUUCCGCGGGCUCGGCUACGCGGUCUACGGGCUGUCUGGCGACAGUCCCAGCGCCAACGAAAAGUUCCACACCAAGCAGAACCUGGCCGACAUCCAGCUGCUGUGCGACGCGAAGUACGAGCUGCACGCGCGCCUCGGCGUCAAGAAGGCGGGCGCCGCCAAGGGCACCGUUCGCAGCGUCGUGGUCAUCCAGAAGGCCGUCGACGCCACCCAGAAGGCUACCGUGCUCAAGAGGGCCCCCGCUAAUCCCGCCCAGAGCGUCGAUGUCGCCCUCAAGGCUAUCAACGCCGCCACUGCUGCUGUCGCUGCGACAGCUGAGAACAAGGAGGAUGAGGACGCCGAGAUGAAGGAUUAG
This is a messenger RNA of Tricharina praecox, 711 nucleotides long. RefSeq names its product thioredoxin-like protein. NCBI's taxonomy places the organism in Eukaryota, Fungi, Ascomycota, Pezizomycetes, Pezizales, Pyronemataceae. The transcript is spliced from 3 exons. Gene Ontology annotation, biological process: cell redox homeostasis; cellular response to oxidative stress. Gene Ontology annotation, molecular function: thioredoxin peroxidase activity. The annotation marks the transcript as partial. The record is from RefSeq and is a predicted model, not a curated record. Gene Ontology annotation, cellular component: cytoplasm.